AUGUCAGGAGACUAUGCCGUCUCUGAAUACAAUCCCUUGUGGAAACGCGACGGUAUCCAUUUUCAAAUUAACGUUGAUCCCGACAUUAACCAAAUUCCCGAUUUCGCAUACGGUAGUUAUGAUCACACCAUGAACCCCAUUUUCCUUUUCCUUCCCUACAUCGAACCCGUUUCUUCCUCUGAAGAUAUCGUACGUAUGAUGGCCUAUGUCCUCCUCGAAACCCAACUCACCAUGACUCUCUUUUCCCCCCCAAGACGGUUAUCUCUCCCUUAUCCCUAA
Messenger RNA from Dicrocoelium dendriticum, 279 nucleotides. NCBI's taxonomy places the organism in Eukaryota, Metazoa, Platyhelminthes, Trematoda, Plagiorchiida, Dicrocoeliidae. The record is from the annotation of a GenBank genome assembly.